AUGGGGAAGAACAAGAAUGCGACAAAGGCACUGACACAAGAAGAAAUCUGGGAUGACUCUGCGCUCGUACAGAGUUGGGACGAAGCAGUAGAAGAAUACAAGCUCUACCAUAGCAUCCACGCCAAAGGGGAGAAUGUCGAGGAUGUAUUGAGGGAUGCUCAAGGCGCUGAAAAUGAACAGAUAAUCCAGGAGGAUGGUCAAGAAGUUGACCACAUGGAGGCCGAUGUUGACGAGCCGGCAAUCGAUUCAGUAGCGGCAUCCGCUGAGGCUCAGCACAUUCCACAAACGGAUGUCUCGCAAGUAUGCGGUUUUAGCUGUACUUGA
Messenger RNA from Aspergillus oryzae RIB40, 324 nucleotides. RefSeq lists its product as uncharacterized. The record is from RefSeq and is a predicted model, not a curated record. NCBI's taxonomy places the organism in Eukaryota, Fungi, Ascomycota, Eurotiomycetes, Eurotiales, Aspergillaceae. The coding region runs from base 1 to 324 and encodes 107 amino acids. The transcript has 2 exons.